This is a messenger RNA of Symbiodinium necroappetens, 2265 nucleotides long. The record is from the annotation of a GenBank genome assembly. Lineage: Eukaryota; Dinophyceae; Suessiales; Symbiodiniaceae.
AUGGCAGACGAGCCCAAUGCUGCGGAUGCCAUCGAACUUUCGGUGCCUGGGGAUGCCACGACACUGUCCGAUGCCAUACGGCUGGGCCGGCAGCGCUGCAAAGCAGGAGCUUCUCUUCUUGUUAAGCUGGCAGCGGAACACCGGGAACCCCAGGAGGCCUGGCCAUUGGAGAUCGUUCUUCAAGAAGGAGACUGCCUCGGAAGGCUGAGCGUCACCGGGGCAACAAAUUCCCCUGCUCGCCUGGGUGAUGUGCAGCUUGCAUCGACUGAUGCAGCGCUUUGCAUGAGACACGUCGUGUGCGGCUCUCUUACCAUUGACGGCGUGGGAUGUGUUCUGGAAGACUGCGAGGCACAGAGCAUUGAAAUCGGCACCCGGGGGGCUGAUGCCGUGCGGCGCUGCAGAGUCCAAGGUGGACGAGUGGCCCUUGCUGCACAAGGCCCAGUUCGGCUGGAGGGCCUUGAGGUGGUGGAUUCUGUCAUCGGAGUCAGCAUCAAUGGCAACUUUGCCGUGGAAGUGCACCGGUGCUGCUUCACUCGCUGCAGUGCUGCCGCGAUCGUGUCCCAUGUGGACCUGCCAGCUGACAAGGAAGCGGAAGUUCGGCCCGUGCUCAAGAUGUCCGACAACCUCUUGGAGGACUGCACCCGCAAUUUGGAGGUGAGGGUGCAACUACCUUGUGCUGAGUCGUUGAUUUUCGACAGACUGCCAUUGGCAGCAGGAAGCUACGAGGUUCCGCGACGUUCCAAGUCGAGCUGGGAAGUUCAGGUCAGCGACCUGGGUGUUGUCUCAUGGCGUUGCGCCCCCGUGGCAGAGCCGGGCCCAAGACGCAGAAGACGAAAGGAGAAGGAAAGGAACGCAGCCGAGGCAGCUGAAUCAGACGAUACCACCAGAAGAAAGUUUACAGACGACGAGGCUUGGGCAUGCAAGAUUUUGGGAUUGCGGCGCAAUGCUGCAGCUACUCCGCGCGAAGUUCGUGCGGCCUACCGGAAGAAAGCCAGGGAGGUGCAUCCAGACAAGCAGGCCGAGCCGAUGGUUGGCCCAUCCUUCCUGGAUGUCUCGGCAGCUUCUCAGGCCUUAUUGGCUGGUUUCAUCCCUGCUCCAGCACCUCUGAAGCGGCGAAGAAGCAGCACUCGUGAGCAUGGUCGGAAAAUCGUUCAGGAUGUUUGCCUUCGAGUUGCAGCGAAGCCCACGGGAAAUUUCAUUACUCGCAAGAGUACUUCUGUCUUCGCCAGCUCCCAGCUGCUUUCCACAGCUCCGCGGAAGGCCACCGGCUCGGAAAGCAGUCCUCUCCUAGGCCGUGUGAUUGAGAUAGACACCGCGCAAAUCCACCGGCGCCUACAAGAGGACGACAUCGUUUGCGUUCUCCCUGUCGGUGCAGGGUCACUGCUAGGAACCGGUAGCCAGCUCCGUUACGUCCCGUCAGAGGAACUCGCAGCUCAGGUGGCCAAAGAGCUUAAAGCCACCAAGCUGAUCUUCUUCACCCGGGGCCAGAGGCUCAUGGACACUGCUCGAGGGCAUGUGAUUCCCACAAUGCAGCUGGGGGAAGCAGACAGGCUGCUGGAGUAUGCGAAAACCAGCAGCAGUUUUAUGGAAAAGGAAGAGUCGCGAGAGGUCAUCUUCUACUUGGAACUGCUCCUGCAAGCACUUCGCAGCGGCACACGUCGGGCUCAUCUGAUUGACCCACGACGUGGCGCUCUGCUUCAGGAGCUGUACACCACGGAUGGAAGUGGGACAAUGAUCUCGCUGGAUCUCUACGACGGUAUCAGGCUGGCGAGAUCGGGUGAUGUAUCCGGUAUUCUCGAACUCAUUGAGCCCCUGGUGAGGAGGGGGCUACUCAGACGGCGCAAUACCUACGAGGUGGAGCGUGCAUGCAACAAUCAAGAGAUGUUCGUGUGGAAGCGCGAUGACAAGUUUGUUGGCUGCGCCAGCCUUCAGCAAUUUAGUGAUGCUCCGGGCAAAGCAGAGCUGGGCUGCUUCGUCAUUUCACCACUCUGCCGAGGAAAAGGCCACGGCGCUGUGCUCCUCUCAUACGUUGAACAGGUCGCUAGGCUGCUCGGCGUGCAGCAGCUGUUCCUCCUGACCACGCAAACAAUGCAGUGGUUUGUGGAGCGCGGCUUUCAGAAUGCUCCAGUGGAAGAGCUUCCACCAGGCAAGCGCGAGGGCUACGAUCUCGGAAGGUCUUCAAAGGUGUUUAUCAAGAACAUUUCAGACUUGCCAAGUGAGCUGCAGCAACGUUUCACGUUCGUAGAAGUAGAUACUUUAGAUUGA